GGCCCGCGGGUGGGCGAGGGCUCUGCGGGGCGGCGGGCGGCGGCGAGUGCUCGGCUGGCGGGAGGCCUGCGAGCCUGCACGGCCCGGCGCCGCUGCCCCUGCCUUCCGCCGUGUCAGCCCGCAACCGUGCGCUCCGAGGCGUUCCUUGAUGCUCGCCGACUUCUCAGCACAGACGGUGGAAAAGUUGGUUCGGGCUGAACCCGCUCGCCGAGAGUCACGGUGGGGUCCGGCCGGCCCGUUUCCGGCGUCGAGCUGUCGGUGUCGCUCGCCACCCGAGCAGAUUCUGUGAAAAUGCUGAGGAGAAAAGUGCCCCUCAGAUGAGCGUGGUCGGCACCCAGUCUUUCCCGAAGGCGAUGGCAGGGACCAAAACAAGCCGGGUUUGGUUGCUAGCUGCAAACUGAGAAAAGCUGGCUGAGGGCUGCCAGGCGGGAUGGACCCCUGUGGAGACCCGGCAGUGCCCAGCGGCGACUGUCCCCACAGCGGGGGACCGGGGCUCCAGGGCACGUCUGAUCAGGAGGGUCCGCUGCAGGGCACUUGCGUGGACAGCAGCCACAGUGAACAUGAAGACAGAAACAGAAUAUCUGAAGAACUUAUAAUGGUUGUCCAAGAAAUGAAAAAGUAUUUUCCAGCCGAGAGACGCACUAAGCCCAGCACCCUAGAUGCCCUUAACUACGCCCUACGCUGUGUGCAUAGCGUGCAAGCAAACCCAAGGCUCAGUCCACAUGGAGUACCUCAGGCAGAUGUGACUGCGUACAGUCUUGAGGAGCUGGCCUCUCUUGCUUCUGAACAUGCUUCCAAUAACACAGGUACCUUUGUGGCAGUGUUUUCUUUUCUGUCUGGAAGGUUCAUGCACGUUUCUGAACAGGCUGCUUCGAUCCUGAAUUCUGACAAAGAUUUCUUGAAGUCCUUGCACUUUGCUGACCUGCUCGCACCUCGAGAUGUGAGGGUGUUCUACGCACACACUAUUCGAAGUCAGCUUCCUUUCUGGAACAACUGGACCCGAAGAGCUUCACAGAAUGAAUAUGCACCAGUGAAAUCCUUCUUCUGCAGAAUCUGUGGAGGUGAAGACAGAGCACAAAAGAAGCAUUACUCUCCAUUCCGGAUCCUCCCCUAUUUGGUUCACGUACACAGCUCUGCCCAGCCAGAACCAGAGCCUUGCUGUCUAGCACUGGUUGAGAGGAUUCACUCUGGUUAUGAAGCUCCUCGAAUCCCUGUAGAUAAAAGAAUUUUUACCACAACACACACCCCAGGAUGUGUGUUUCUUGAAGUAGAUGAAAGGGCAGUGCCUUUGCUGGGUUACCUACCUCAGGAUCUGAUUGGAACAUCGAUCUUAACAUAUUUGCACCCAGAAGAUCGGCCUCUGAUGGUUGCCAUACACCAAAAAGUUUUAAAGUAUGUGGGCCAUCCUCCAUUUGAACACUCGCCCAUCAGAUUCUGCACUCAGAAUGGAGAUUAUGUCAUUCUGGAUUCCAGCUGGUCCAGCUUUGUGAACCCCUGGAGCCGGAAGGUUUCCUUCAUCAUUGGCCGACAUAGAGUUCGAACGAGCCCAUUAAAUGAGGAUGUUUUUGCUACCAGAAUAAAAAAGGCAACCAAUAACAACAAAGAUAUAACAGAAUUACAAGAACAAAUUCACAAACUUCUCUUGCAGCCGGUUCAUGCCAGUGCUUCUAGUGGUUAUGGGAGCCUGGGCAGCAGCGGCUCACAGGAGCAGCACAUCAGCAUCACCUCUUCCAGUGAGGCAAGUGGACACUGUAUGGAGGAAGCACAGAAGGAGCAGAUGACCUUGCAGCAGGUCUAUGCCAGUGUAAACAAAAUUAAGAAUGUGGGUCAACAGCUCUACAUUGAGUCAAUGGCCAGAUCAGUCAAACCAGUGAUGGACACAUGCAUGGAGCUGCAGGGUGGUGAUGAGCAGAAGGACUUUUCUUCCUCUCCGACACUGAAAAACAAAAGCCUGUGCACUGGCUCUUACGAGGAUCUGAGGCUAGAGCAGCAUAGUGCAUCCUAUCAGCAGAUGAACUGCAUCGACAGUGUCAUCAGGUACCUGACGAGCUACAGUCUCCCAGCCUUGAAAAGAAAGUGCAUAUCCUGCACAAACACGUCCUCAUCCUCAGAAGAAGCCAAGCCAAGCCAUGAGGUGGACUGUAGCAUGGUGCUGCAAGAUACUGAACAGAUGCUGAACGUACCUAAACAGGAAACUCCAACAACUGGACUGUCCACAGACGCUGAGGGAGGUGUCUCGUGGACCCUGUCCACUGCUGCACUGAGCGUGGGGUCUGGCAUCAGCCAGCACAGCUGCAGCAGCACCGCUGGCCAUGUCCCGCCCCUGCACUCAGCAGAGGGUGUUGCCCUAGCAUGUGAGCCCUGGACCCUGAGAACACCGCCGUCUCCCCUGAGUGCAGAAGAAUUCAAGCAUGUGGGGCUCACAGCGGCUGUCCUCUCUGCACACACGCAGAAGGAAGAACAGAACUACGUUGACAGCUUCCGGGAAAAGAUCCUGACCUCACCCUAUAGCUGCUAUCUUCAGCCCGAAGGCAGAAACAAUGGUGCAUCCUCCUGGGUUCAAGGCUGUCCUUCUAAGCAGGCCGGAUGUGCUGGAAGUGAGGGACAGAAGCACAAACGGAGGAAGUUGCCAGUGCCUUUGGACCCGAGCAGCCCCAACGCUGACUUCUGUUCCCAUGUCAGAGGACUCCUUCCGGAUAUACAGCCCUGGGUCCCUUCUACUGUCCCCUCUCCUCAUGCUGCAAGCCUAGCUUUCCCGUCAGCCCUGGUAGCUCCCAGCCAGGCCCCUUAUCUCCUCUCAUCUCUUCCCCUCCAAGACGUGGCCUCUCUGGGAGUAGGGGCCUCUGCAGGCUGGGGAGCUGCAGCUGAAUGUCCACCUCUGUCCUCUGGCCAGCAGUCUGUUUCAGCUCUCCCUUCUGCCUGCUUGGAUACGGUCAUGACCAUUUUCCUGCACAACUCCCCCAUCUUUCCUCUGUGGUCAGCGUCGUUCUCCCCAAACCCACUCCUGGGGGCCGCAGGUUCUUCUGAAAUGACACCCUUAGUGCCAGCAAUGGCACCAAACCUGGAACCAGCUUCUUCAGACCAUAGCCAAAGGAGAACAGAGGAGACCUGGGAGACACAUGGUGAAGAGCAUCCAUUCAUUAGUUCAAGGAGCAGUUCACCAUUACAGUUAAAUUUACUCCAGGAAGAAAUGCCUACACCGUCUGAAUCUCCAGAUCCAAUGAGAAGAGGUGUUGGCCCAGAGGCUGAGUGUCACUGUGACACAGGUGACGGUGGCAGCAGGAGCAGUCACUGUGCCACCGGGGAACUGGCCACAGCAUCAGUACAUCAGGAGUCUCUGUCUGCUGCUGCCUCAGGAAGCAGUAACGGCAGUAUGUACUUGAGUAGCAGCGACUAUUCUGAAAUUUCUGAAAAUGCACAGAGGUCCCAGGACAGACAGAGAAAUGAAGCCUUUCCCGGGGUGGCUGAAGAAUCCAUCUGGAGAAUGAUAGAACAGACGCCAGAGAGUGUUCUCAUGACAUACCAGGUGCCCGAGAGGGGAAGAGAAGAGGUGCUGAGAGAAGACCUGGAAAAGCUCAGCAGCAUGGAGCAGCAGCAGCCCCAGUUCUCCUCUGCACAGAAGGAGGAGCUGGCCAAGGUGCCAUCCUGGAUCCACAGCCACACUGCCCCUCAAGAAAGGCGCCUCCAAAGUUGUGUCGCAGGUGAAGACAGAGGGUCAGGUGGUGGCACUGCGGAGGCCCAUGAACAGCACCCAGCUGAAGACACCAGUUGAGCACCUGGGAAGAUGGCUGUCACACUUUUCCAGGUCAUGUGGGGCACGGAGAUGUCUGUGGACUUCACUAAACUCUAACUCUUAAACGACACUCAUCAACAUUAAGAUGUUUCCCUUGCCUUGGUUUUGUUUCAUGUUUGGUAGCACUGGGAUCAAACCCAGGGCCUUGCGCACUCUUAAGUCUGGCGCUCUCUACGGCUGACCUAUAUCCCCAGGCCUCCCUUCUCGGUCUUUAAUGGAUGAUCUUUUCCCAAAGCAGGCAUCUGCAUAGGCCCUUGUCCCGACAGUAAAAGCGCCAGGAGAAGCCUCCUCUAGCUUAGCUGUCUUCUGAAGACAGCAGGUUGCCUCUGAAGAGGUGUGUGUCCGAUACAACUUGAUUUCAGAAGUCACUCUAAGUUACAGGUAGAGUGAGUCCCCAGCCUUCGCUUCCUUUGUUCUGGUGUUGCAGAGUCAUUUUCCCAUUAGAAUACUUGAAUUCUGUCCACAGGUUGUGUAGUUCACACGAUGUUUUCCAUGGAUUUAACACAUUGAUCUAGGCUUUGUACAGCAUGGUGCUUCCCUUCCUGAUUAUGAUAAGACAUUCCACCUUUCUCACAAAAUAUUAGAGUGCGUCCUUCUCUAGUAAAUGUGGGAAUCAUGGAUUGGUUGUUUGGCCCCGUUCUUGUCCACGCACUUCCUGUUGUUGUCGGCCUCUCACAGAAACUCCUUCCAUAAGAUCUGUCUGCUUGAACAGGGCUUACUCUGGAGAAUUCAAAUUAAGCCUUGCAUGCUAAAAGAGCCGCUUACUCAGCCAUUAGUAUUUUUUAAAGGUUUUUUUUUUGUUGUUACAAAAUAAAUGUGAAAAGUUUUUUAAAUUAUGUUAUUGUUGCUCUGGAGAUGUAUGUGCUUAAAUGCUCAGCCUGACAGUUAACUUUUUCUCUUUGCCAAAUCUACACAAGAGGUCUCCAUGCGGAUGAGAGGCCAGAUUGGCACUGCCUUUUGUUUGCCCUGGAACAGGGUAAGUGUUUGGGGCCUGUGGAGUGAGAAACUGCCCUUCAGGGAUCUCAGUGACCCCAGCCUUCGGGGACUGCAGUUCUGUCUGUCUGUUUGUCCACUCCCUACCUGCUGCUCUGGACUAGAGACGCCUGAGACUCAACUCAGAUGACUGUGGGAUCCACAGCAUGCGGAGCCGGGAAGGCACAGCAGGGAAGGAAGUCUGCAGUGGCCUCACGCGUGUUCCUCCCAGCAGGCUAACAGAGUGUUUUUUCUGUUGCUUUGUUUGGUUUUAGGAAAACACUUUUCUCUGACCGGUCCUAGCUGUUGAUAAAUGUUCUGUCAUUCUGGUUAGGAGAAGGUAGUGACGACUGCUGGCCCCGUGCUCCAGCUCUGCGGCUUAGACUUCUUCUCUAAAGGAAUGGUUUUCCUGGAUGGCAGGCUGAUUGGAAGAUGUCAGAAACAUUCUCAAAUGCUGCCUAUGAGAUGCUUAGCAUUUUCUGGUAUUAUGCACUUCCACAUAAAUGUCCCUGCUGUGUGAAUAGAGACUUCUCAUAGUCUGCUCCAUCCUGGUAGUUAUAUGAUGUCAGAGGCCUGCGUGGGUCAGGCUGGCCUUCUCCAGUGAAGGGUUAUGGUGUUUGGAGCUACCAGGAUCGUUCUGCAUGGACACAUCCAUCAGACCUGAUGUGCUCUGGUGAGAUGGGCCCUUUCCUAUUGGUUCUGGGUACUUCUUUCCUUAUUUCUCUGCCUUAGUCACAUCUUACGGGGUAUGUAUUUCCAGGCUUGAUUUGAACUGGUGCUGUAAGUCAGGCUGUAAAGCCCCUAAGCAAGUCUCCUCUGCUGGGGAUGCCAUCAGUGCACUCAGCAUCCCUGCUGCUCAGGCAGGUCCAGCAGAGAUUGCUGCCCCCCGUGGGGGCCAGACCCAGUGGAAACUGUUGUUCAAGCUUACUAACUUUUGUAUUCAUGACUAUAGAAUUGGUAACAAAAGUAUGUAUUGUAGACUUCGAUGUUUACAUAACUCUUUCCCCAAAGCUUUAUUUUCUUGGGUCACAGGUCAAAAUUUAAGGAAACAAGAUGUUGUGUGAAUGAAUUAAAUGAAAUAUCAUUAUAAUUCAUAAGGUGGUAAAUUUUAAUCAAAUUGCAAUUUGUUUGUAAUUGUGAAUUUGCUUGUACUUAAUGGUUAUUAAUCUUUUCAUUGGAUAUCUUUUUUGAGUAAAAACAAUAAACAGUGUAUGCGUAAAA
Molecule: messenger RNA, 5986 nt
Organism: Peromyscus maniculatus bairdii (prairie deer mouse)
Lineage: Eukaryota; Metazoa; Chordata; Mammalia; Rodentia; Cricetidae
Gene: Per3
Product: period circadian regulator 3
Biological process (GO): entrainment of circadian clock by photoperiod; circadian regulation of gene expression; negative regulation of transcription by RNA polymerase II
Cellular component (GO): nucleus; cytoplasm
Molecular function (GO): transcription corepressor binding; transcription cis-regulatory region binding
Source: RefSeq, a predicted model, not a curated record